This is a messenger RNA of Syngnathus acus (greater pipefish), 1747 nucleotides long. It is a transcript of the gene th2, whose product is annotated as tyrosine hydroxylase 2. The transcript has 11 exons. Gene Ontology annotation, biological process: dopamine biosynthetic process from tyrosine. Gene Ontology annotation, molecular function: iron ion binding; tyrosine 3-monooxygenase activity. The record is from RefSeq and is a predicted model, not a curated record. NCBI's taxonomy places the organism in Eukaryota, Metazoa, Chordata, Actinopteri, Syngnathiformes, Syngnathidae. Gene Ontology annotation, cellular component: perikaryon; axon; cytoplasm. The coding region runs from base 292 to 1698 and encodes 468 amino acids.
AUAUUGCCCCCCAAGUGUUUCUAAUCAUAUGAGACAAACAGAAAGGCUAAAAAUACACGGCAUGUUUUUCCAUUCAUAUUUUUAGCGCCAUUUAUGCAAGACCCGUUUCGCUUGAAUGGCCGUCGCACGCUGACGUUAGAUAACAAGCGGCUGUUCACUGACUCGCUUUUGGCUGGGUGACGCAAAAGGUGCCCCUCCUCAAGAAAAAAAGACGACCCACUCAUCUGCAUUCAGCCCUCAGAUGAGACGCUAUUUAAAUGGCUGGAGCUCACACUGGAGCAUCUUUAAAGCAUGAAGACGGAAGGCAGCACGGCGGCUCAAGCGGCACCCUUCGGUGCCCGGACGCAGAGUUUGAUUGAGGACGCCCGGCGGGAGCGAGUCGGGAGUCCGCCGGGGGCGGACCCGCAGGUUUUUGAGGAGAAGGAGGGCCGGGUCACCCUCAACGUGGUGUUCAACCUCAGCAAUGAGAAGAACGUGGGCUUCUUUAAGACAGGCAAAAUAUUUGAGACGUUCGACGCCAAACUUCUUCACGUGGAGAGCCGGCCGGGCAGGCGGUCCAAGAACAGCACGUCCGAGUUCUUGGAGUUCUUGGUCAAGUGCGAGGUGCACAGCUCCGACUUGGACAUCUUCAUCAACUCACUAAAAAGAGUGGUGGACAACGUUAGGUCAAUCCCAGAAGAAAAAGUGCCCUGGUUCCCUCGACAGAUAAAGGACCUGGACAGAUGCAACUUGCUGAUAACCAAAUUCGAUCCCGACAUGGACAAGGACCAUCCGGGCUACACCGACCCAGAAUACAGGAAGCGCCGUGCCUUCAUCUCCGAGCUGUCCUACACGUACAAACAGGGUGACCCGCUGCCCGAGGUGGAGUACACGGCGGAGGAAACAGCCACAUGGCGGCAGGUGUACAAGACGCUGCGGAGCGUUUACCCCAAUCUGGCCUGCCGACAGUUUCUGGACGGCCUGCAGCAGCUGGAGAGCCAUUGCGGCUACGGCGAGGAGCGCGUCCCUCAGCUCAGAGACAUUUCCGCCUUCCUCAAAGAAAAAACAGGGUUCCAGUUGCGUCCGGUGGCCGGCCUGCUGUCGGCCAGAGAUUUCCUGGCCAGCUUGGCUUUCCGAGUGUUUCAGUGCACUCAGUACAUCCGCCACGCCUCGGCGCCCAUGCACUCUCCUGAGCCGGACUGCUGCCACGAGCUGCUCGGUCAUAUCCCCAUGCUGGCGGACAAAGAGUUUGCUCAGUUUUCUCAGGAGAUUGGAUUGGCCUCGCUUGGAGCGUCGCAAGAAGACAUUGAGAAAUUAUCCACGCUCUACUGGUUCACCGUGGAGUUCGGCCUUUGCAAACAGAACGGAACGGUGAAAGCCUACGGUGCGGGACUUCUCUCAUCCUACGGAGAACUGGUGUACGCCCUGUCCAACAAACCCGAGUACAAGGCGUUCAAUCCCGAGGAAGCCGCUGUGCAGCCGUACCAGGACCAAAGCUACCAGCCGGUUUACUUUGUCUCGGAAAGCUUUGAGGAUGCCAAGAUCCAAUUGCGGAAGUACUCGACGACCAUUAAACGACCCUUUGCCGUGCGCUACGAGCCAAUUACGUGCAGUGUGGAAGUUCUGGAUCAGCCCAGUAAGAUCCAAAACGUCUUGCGCAAGACACAAGAUGACCUGAGGAUGUUGCAGAGCGCCUUGGACAAACUCAGCUCCUCCUGAGAAAACGUUCAAAAUGGGAGUCAUACCUUGCUGUUCAUCUCUGCUCCGU